AUGGGCCUCUACCUCCUCGACUACGGCGCAGGCAACGUCCAGAGCCUCGCCAACACCCUCGCAAAACUUGGUCAUGACUUCCAGUGGAUAUCAUCCCCCGCCGACUUCCACAAGGCUACCAGCCUCAUAUUCCCCGGUGUCGGUGCAUUUGGAAGUGCCAUAGACGGCCUUGUUUCGCGUGGCUUCCUCGAGCCUCUCAGGGAAUACAUUGCCUCCGGAAAACCUUACUUUGGAAUCUGCAUCGGCAUGCAGGUUCUCUUCCAAUCAUCGACGGAGUCCCCCGCGUCUACCGGCUUGGGCCUGAUACCCGCUGUGAUAGAGGAGUUUUCUAGCAUCGACAAGUCCGUCCCCCAUAUGGGCUGGAACUCAGUGCAGCUCAUCGACCCGGCAAAUCACGAGGGCCUGAAGGAGUCCAACCAUUACUAUUACGUCCACUCAUAUCGCGCUCAGUACGACUGGAACACGCCCGAAGCCGCACAAUGGGUUCACAGUACCACACAGUACGGCCAGGAGAUCUUUGUCGCCACUGUUCGCAAGGGUAACGUUUUCGGCACACAAUUUCAUCCCGAGAAGUCAGGUUCAGCCGGUCUCGAUCUUCUUGCGGCAUGGCUAGGACAGCCCGAGUCAUCCCGAGCAUCGUCGUCUCCUGGCAAAUGUGUUCCUCGACCACCCAAGGCGAAAGAUGGUCUGACAAAACGUGUCAUUGCGUGCAUGGACGUGCGCUCGAACGACAAUGGUGAUCUUGUCGUUACCAAGGGCGAUCAAUACGAUGUACGCGAAAAAGCACCAUCCGAGGCCGGCGCCGAGUCUUUGCGAACGCGCACUGCCGGCGCCGUGCGCAACUUGGGCAAACCCGUUGCCCUCGCCGCACGAUACUACGCUGCCGGCGCGGACGAGCUCUGCCUCAUGAACAUCACGUCGUUUCGCCACUCGCCGCUGCAAGACCAACCGAUGCUCGCAGUCGUGCGCGCAGCUGCGGAGGAGGUGUUUGUCCCCCUCACCAUCGGAGGUGGGAUCAAGGACACAGUCGACCCGGACGGGACGCCGCGCUCCGCACUCGAGGUCGCUGGUGCAUACUUCCGCGCUGGUGCCGACAAGGUGAGUAUCGCAACCGAGGCCGUCUAUGCCGUAGAGCGGAUGCGGGCUCGUGCUUCGGACGCGGAGAUAGGCGAGGGAGACGGGACCAGUGCGAUCGAGACGAUUGCGCAUGCGUAUGGGCGGCAAGCUGUCGUUGUUUCCAUCGACCCGCGCAGGGUCUACGUCGAUCGAAGUUAUGAUGGGCCGUACAAAGAGGAGGUAGUAUCCGAGAAGGACGGCAGUAGAGCCUGGUGGUACCAAUGUACUGUCAAAGGCGGAAGGGAAGACCGACCGCUGUCAGUCGUGCAGCUCGCCCAAGGUGUUGAAAAACUCGGCGCGGGAGAGAUCAUUCUGAACAGUAUUGACCGCGAUGGCACGGGCCAAGGCUUCGACAUUGACUUGCUGACGCUCGUCCGAAAGAGUGUGCACAUACCUGUGGUAGCGAGUAGCGGGGCGGGGAAGAAGGAACACUUCGUGCAGGUGUUCGAGCAGACAGGAGUGGAAGCUGCCCUAGCCGCUGGAAUCUUCCACCGCCAGGAAGUUGGAAUUGAUGAGGUGAAGGCUGCUUUAGCUACGGCACAAAUCAAGGUGCGGACUUGA
Messenger RNA from Fibroporia radiculosa, 1677 nucleotides. RefSeq lists its product as uncharacterized. The coding region runs from base 1 to 1677 and encodes 558 amino acids. The record is from RefSeq and is a predicted model, not a curated record. NCBI's taxonomy places the organism in Eukaryota, Fungi, Basidiomycota, Agaricomycetes, Polyporales, Fibroporiaceae. Gene Ontology annotation, molecular function: imidazoleglycerol-phosphate synthase activity; oxo-acid-lyase activity. Gene Ontology annotation, biological process: L-histidine biosynthetic process. The transcript is spliced from 2 exons.